AUGAAGAAAGGAAAAUGUAAGAAAAUUAAGAAGAAAUCGAAAGGCAACCAUUCCAUAAUUAAUAAUUAAUUAUAAAAUUAAUUUGAAUAAUUCCGCUAUUCUGAUUAAAAUUUCUCUUUGGAAUUGGGACAAUUAUUCAUUUUCUAGAUUUAAAUAGCCUAAAAAAUAUGCAAGUAUUAUGUAUAGAGAAUUUAGAUCUUAAUUUUAAGUAAGUCAAGAAGAUGAAGUUUAAGAAAAAAAGGAUGUUAGUUAUGAUUAUUAGAUUUUGAGAGAACUUCUUGGUAUGAAUCGGCUAGGAGUGCCUAGGGAUAUUUGA
Messenger RNA from Paramecium octaurelia, 316 nucleotides. The record is from the annotation of a GenBank genome assembly. Lineage: Eukaryota; Ciliophora; Oligohymenophorea; Peniculida; Parameciidae.